Molecule: messenger RNA, 2525 nt
Organism: Hypomesus transpacificus
Lineage: Eukaryota; Metazoa; Chordata; Actinopteri; Osmeriformes; Osmeridae
Product: carbohydrate sulfotransferase 8
Exons: 4
Coding region: 356-1663 (435 amino acids)
Biological process (GO): proteoglycan biosynthetic process; carbohydrate biosynthetic process
Cellular component (GO): membrane
Molecular function (GO): sulfotransferase activity
Source: RefSeq, a predicted model, not a curated record
GAAGCAGGGAAUUGCAGCGCGCUCUGCGCUCUAGUCACAUUUGGCAAAUCGCCUUGGCUACAGCGGUAUGCGCUCCUUGUCACCGUCGAGCUUUAUCUAUCGUCUCACACCGAUGAAAUUGGGCUCUCUAUGUUGCUACUACUGUGAACUGACAGACGACUUAAUGACAUGUAUUAUUUUCAUUGUCAAAUAUUCUAGGCCUACGUUUGAAGAGUUGUCUGUAUUCUAAUACGUAGAAUUCAAUAUAACCGCGAACAAGAGCAGAACAUUCACUUCCGACGGGAGAAGCAGUCUCUUCAGUUCUCAAGCCAAAUGGUGAUUUCUUCUGAGGUACCAAGGCCAGGGCCGUGGAGGGAUGCCCGGGGUGGAGUGUAGGACUGUGGGAGCCCCGUGUGGUAGGAGGAGGCCCCUAACCAUGAAGCUGCCCUGCUCCCUCUACUGCUCCCUGUGGCUCCUGCUGCUGCUGGUGGCCGGCUCCCUGCUGCUCCUCGUGCACCUGCAGGACGUGUCUGAGAUGCUGCAGCACACCGCAGGUCAGCACAUGGCAGGUGCAAAGUUUGUGGGGGCUCCGAGAUGGCCAGUUCAGAAGGACCAGGAUGGUGAUCGAGCAGGGAAGGAAAGAUCUGACCCUGGCUGGGGUGGCAUCAGAGAUGGACCAGAGGUGGGGACCAGACCCUCCAUGCCUCCCCUCCCCAGACAACCCACUGCCUCCCAGCUGCUGCCUGGCCCAUCCGUCUUAAACUCUGAAGACACAAAACUACCCAUCACCAAACGCCACAGGAAGCUGCUGCUAAAGAGCGGCUCCCCUUCAGGGGAGGAAGAUCCACAGCAGCAGGCUCUGUCCCGGAGCCAGGAGAGCCGUCGACAGCUCCUGCGGGAGGUGUGUGCUCAGUACCAUCCCAGCGUGACCGAGGCGUCUAGCCGGCAGGUGGCACGGGUGUUUGUGGAGGACAGGUCCGGCCUGCUGUACUGUGAGGUUCCCAAAGCCGGCUGUUCCAACUGGAAGCGUGUUCUGAUGGUGCUGGACGGCAGCGCCUCCUCCACCCACGGCAUCGCCCACGACGACGCUCACUACGCCAACCGUCUGCGUCGGCUGGACGCGUACGACACUGCGGGCAUCGCUCAGAGGCUCCGCCUCUACACCAAGGUGCUGUUUGUCCGCGAGCCCUUUGAGCGCCUGGUGUCGGCGUUCAGGGACAAGUUCGAGAGCCCCAACUCCUACUACCACCCCGUGUUUGGCCGGCCAAUCAUCUCGCGGUACCGUGCCAAUGCGACCCGCGCCGCUCUGAGGACGGGCACCGGGGUGACCUUCCGGGAGUUUGUCCAGUACCUGCUGGACGUGCGGAGGCCGGUGGGCAUGGACAUCCACUGGGAGCCCGUGAGCCAGCUGUGCAGCCCCUGCCUGCUCAAGUACGACUUCAUCGGGAAGUUCGAGAGCCUUCAGGACGAGGCUAACUUCUUGCUGCGUCGUGUCGGAGCACCCAGCAACCUCACCUUCCCCCAUUUCAAAGACAGGAACCCUGAUGCGGAGAGAACUUCCACCAGAAUUACCCAGCGCUACUUUGCACAGUUGAACUCGAGCGAGAGGCAGAGGGCCUAUGACUUCUAUUACAUGGACUAUCUGAUGUUCAACUACCCGAAACCCUUCAUAGAUCUGUACUGAAGACUUGGGUUGCCAGGUUUGAGAUUGUUGACAUUUCUGUGGAGAGAUUAUCCUGUGGGCCUUGAACAGACACAUUCAAUGUUUUAAAUGUUCUUAAUCGUGAUGUUAGACUGUGAUAUAUGCUUGUUUUAUUUGACUGUUUUGAGCAGAGGUCUCAUAACCUUUUAGUUUACUGCUUUUUAAAAUGUUAUUAUUCAAAGGAAAUGCACAAGCUAGUUUACUUGGUCGAUGCACUUGUAUACCACCGUAGGUUGCUGAAGUGGUAUUGAUUGGCAGGCAUUGAUUGGAGCACUCUAUAAUGGUCUCACAUGAACGUGACAGAAAACCUCUAUUAGCAGUCUGACAAUGAAGCACUGUGUCCUUUUGAAACACCACGACUUCUGUGAAGUCAAUUAUAAUGAAGUAAAUUAGUUGUUAAGAAGCUUGUCAAGCCUUGCUGUCCCACAUGCUCUGAAUGCCCUGAAUGUACCCACCCUCAGCCUCUGCUCUGAGCCCCCACCCUCAGCCUCUGCUCUGAGCCCCCACCCUCAGCCUCUGCUCUGAGCCCCCACCCUCAGCCUCUGCUCUGAGCCCCCACCCUCAGCCUCUGCUCUGAGCCCACACCCUACAGACUGCUGCAGUGUGAAGAUAUUGACAUGACAACAACUGGUGCAAUAUGAAGAUAGAUUAUAUAUGACCACACAACGUGACAGUAUGAAUGAUGUUUGUCAAAGUGCAAUUGUAUUAUUAUUAGUUUUGUUUUUGCUUUAUUAAUAUGCCUACCAACAAAGGAAAUUAUAUUUAAAUCUCAUAGUCCUAUCUCAGUCUCAGAGUCCAUGUUUGUUUUUACGCACUUUUGCUGUCAAUAAAUGUUUUAAAACGC